GUGUCUGCCCACAAUCGCCCGUUUCUCCCUCUCGCUUGCCCUGACCUAACCCUCGUCCGCACUUCCCCGGCCACUUCGGCUUCCUGGCCUUGCCUGAUCUUCCCCGCAGAGGAACAUGUCUUCGCUUGUGGGAACUCCGGCCCACCGCCCAAACAGCAGGAAAAAAGACCGUUUCAACCUGAAGCUCAAAAAGCGGCUUCAAGACCGCUUCCAGGAUCCCUACGACGAGUUCCUCGAGUGGCUCUUGGACGUCUAUGCCGAUUCCGUGGGCCACCAGACCCCCAAGCUGGCCCUGGAUGCUGUUUUCGCUGCCCCUGCAGUCCCCGCUGCCCUGCUUGCCGCUCCUGUGGAGGACCAUGCUGCCGCUGCCGCUGCCAAUGUCACCUGCGCCGACCAUUUCGGUGAUGUCUUCAAUGCCGUUCCAGUCGCCGCCCUCGCCGCCCUCGCCGCCCUCGCCGCCGCCGCUCCCUCGCCAGACUCUCCAAAGGGCAAGCCCAAAUCCGACGUCUGGACCAUCUGGAUCUCGGACAAGCUCAAGGACAAGUUCCACGAGCUCAAGGCCCUCGGCUAUGACAAAAGGACCCACGCCGAUUUCGUUGAAAUGCUUCUGGACAAGUUUGCGCAUUUGGUGCCUGCCUCUCUCGCCGCAAAGUCCUCGCUCAAGAGCCAUACGGAGGACAGCGUCCAGCAUCCUGCAUGCGUUGCCAAGCUUCCUGUGACCAUCGCCCCCAGCCCUGCUUCGAGUGUUGCCUCUCCGUCUAGCUGCCAGCCCAUUACCACGACAGGCUAUCGACCCAUCGCCCCGGCUUCCCAAGAACACCUCCCGACUUGCUUCCAGCCCUCUGUCGAGCCUCCCCACUCGAACGGUCAGGAGGCCACUCCGGGCCCAAUGCUGACAACACUGUUUGACUCGAAGGAGAUGUACUCCAAGGAAUACGCGACCUUUUGCCCUCAGUUCGCCGAUUAUGGCUUUGCUCCAAAUAUGCUCGACUUCCAGCCAGCAUCGCUCAUCCAAACGGCCCCAGACAGCCAAAUCGUCCAUGACUUCUCGACGGGUGUCCCGGCCGAUGCGAUCAUCGCAGCGUCGCCUGUGUCUGCAGUGAUGCCCCCGUUUUCGAUCCCGGACAUCAACACCAUUUGGGCCGAGCCAACCAGACCCCAGUUCCAGCCUCAAUUCCAGCCCAUGGUGUCUGCCCCCUCCUCCGUCAACGCCAACACGGUGGACAAGGAUCAAUACGAGCGCAUCCACCAGCUGAUGCAGAAUGCCAAUGCCAACCAAACCCCGCCCGAAGAAGAGUCUCUUGCAUAUGUCCCGCCCAACAACAUCGUGUCUGGAUGUGGCCUGUUCGACUCGGCCUCGUCCGGAUAUCUCCCGACUGCCCUUGCGAGCAUGCCCAUCGCCAACAUGAGCUUGAAUGCGCCUCUGGUUCAGGCGGUCCAGCCCAUCAAUGCGCCCGGCUUUGCCAACUCUGCUCUGCCCAUCAAUAGCCAGUACUCCUUCAACAGUUUUUCCGUCGCCGAUCCUGCCAUGUUCCGUCAAACCGCAGAAAUGUCCAAUCCCACGAUGACUACCGUUGCUCAGCUUCCUUCGAGCAGUAUCCUUGGCUCGACCGCUAGUCCGUUCCUCCCGGCUUCGACCUUUGUGUCGCCCCUCUCGACCUACGAAGGAUUUUAUGACGAGAUCAUACACCAUCCUGCCAAGCGCUGCAAAACCUCUCCUUCGUUUUACUGCUCUCCGCCUUCCUCGACUCUUUCUUCGCUGCCUUGCACCGGCAUGACCCAGGCCAAUGUCCCCAAUCCUGCGGCCUCGGCGAUUCUAGCCGAUUCUUUUGUGUCCUCCACGUCCUCCACGCCCUCUGCCGCUCCCCUGCUCUACGUUGACCCCCAGAACCAGCUGGCCGACCCUGCACUCUUUGAUGGCUACUAUCCAUUUACUUUCACUGAAUCUAGUUAUUUAGGCGAUGCAACUUUUGCUGUCCAGUCUUUGCCCGCAGAGCUUGAUGGUUCCUUUGCCAACGGCCAUGGCUUCGACCCCAGCUUCCUUCCGUUUCCCUCGCGGACUCUGAGACGUACCCACAUUCUUUGUUUGUGCUUAUUAGUUUAUCCGCAAGAGCUUUGGAGGGAUCGUUGUCCCGGCAGAUAGUCAGAAUACCCGAUGACGGCGCAUCAUGCUGUCUCGGACUCU
This is a messenger RNA of Polychytrium aggregatum, 2185 nucleotides long. RefSeq lists its product as uncharacterized. The transcript is spliced from 2 exons. The record is from RefSeq and is a predicted model, not a curated record. Bases 116 to 2143 code for a protein of 675 amino acids. NCBI's taxonomy places the organism in Eukaryota, Fungi, Chytridiomycota, Chytridiomycetes, Polychytriales.